This is a messenger RNA of Malurus melanocephalus (red-backed fairy wren), 2574 nucleotides long. It is a transcript of the gene RNF114, whose product is annotated as ring finger protein 114. Lineage: Eukaryota; Metazoa; Chordata; Aves; Passeriformes; Maluridae. Gene Ontology annotation, biological process: protein polyubiquitination; ubiquitin-dependent protein catabolic process. The coding region runs from base 46 to 711 and encodes 221 amino acids. The transcript has 6 exons. The record is from RefSeq and is a predicted model, not a curated record. Gene Ontology annotation, molecular function: ubiquitin protein ligase activity.
GCGGGGCCGCGCGUGCGCAGUGCCGCCCCCUGGCGGCGGUGGAAGAUGGCGGCGGGCGGUUCGUCGCGGCCCUCAGAGCGGCGGCCGGACCCGCUGUCCCGCCUCACCUGCCCCGUGUGCCUGGAGGUGUUCGAGAGCCCGGUGCGCGUCCCCUGCGGACACGUCUUCUGCACGCCGUGCCUGCAGGAAUGUCUGAAGCCCAAAAAGCCAGUCUGUGGGGUGUGCCGCAGCACCCUGUCACCUGGGAGCAGAGCUCUGGACUUGGAAAAGCAAAUUGAAACGACAGAAACCACUUGYAAUGGCUGCAAUAAAAAAAUGUACCUCUCCAAGAUGCGCAGCCACGCAGCCUCUUGCUCCAAGUACCAGAAUUACAUCAUGGAAGGGGUGAAAGCUGUUACUAAAGAGCCCCUCCACAGCACCAGGAACUUCCCAAAUCGCUUCACCUUCCCUUGUCCAUAUUGCAGCGAGAAGAACUUUGAUCAAGAAGGACUGGUUGAACACUGCAAAGCUUUGCACAGCAUGGAUGCAAAACAAGUGGUUUGCCCAAUUUGUGCCUCAAUGCCAUGGGGAGACCCCAAUUACAGGAGUGCCAACUUCAUGGAGCACCUGCAGAGACGACACCGCUUUUCCUACGACACUUUUGUGGAUUAUGAUGCUGAUGAAGAUGACAUGAUGGCACAGGUUUUGAUGCGUUCCUUGCGGGAUAAAUGAUCCAGCCAGAAGAUUUACUGUAAACCCAAGCUUCCACGAGGGGGAAAUGCCCAGCAUCCUUGCACUUCUCCCUGCACAUCCCAAGAUUAACUCAGGCGUCCAGAAGUACAGAAGACUUUAAUCCUAUCUCAGUUUUAAAUCCUGGUUUGAUAUUUCUGUGCCACUCAGUCUUUUGGUAUCAUGGUCUCUGACAUUCAGCCCUGUCAGCCCCAUUUUUCUACUUGCUUAGACUCAGUUUCAUUGUARAUCUACACCUGGGAAUUUCUCCCUWUCCCUAUGCCUAUUGAUUUCUUUGGCACUUAUGUUUAUUUGACCUUCUAAAAUCAAAAACAUUCCAAAUGGAAUGGCCUGAACUAGUUAAUAAAUAUCUCUUCCCAGUCUCAUUUACAUAUCUCAAGUGAUUGUAUGUGAGGUGUAUUUGUAGCUCUGUUCCCYUUUAGUGAGACUUCAGGUGCUAACUGUAACUGUCAGACCAGCUCUCAUUUAAGUGACCUCUGAUACCUGUGAUUCCAUAACRUUUCCCAGUGUUCCAGUCCUACAGGCAGCCUCUCAACUAUGUGGAAAACAUAUCUUCAGUAGGAGUGUUCAAACUGCAAACUUUCCUAGGAAAUCUUUGCACUGUGUAAAGUUUAAAAUACUUCAGUUCUAUGCAUGAUGAUUAUUUUCCUCCAUACUCUUACUAUAAUUUUUUGCCUGGAAAAUGAACUUUAGUGUUGGUCUUAGUUAAAAUGCAUAAUUUUUUUAACAGUCCUAGCAAAUAUUAAUCAAAAUUGCUGGCUUUAUGAUUAAAUUGGUGGUUCUGAAACUGGUUUCCUAGUAAUUUUAGGCCUUAGGGCUGAUAGGGAAAUUCUGAAGGUUUUUCAAUGCCUCUGCUUUCAAUUUAAACUAAAAUUUUCAUAUGUAUUCCUGGGUUUUCCAUCUCUCAAGGCAAGCUGGUGGCAAAACUUACGAGUAAUUCAUAGCACUGGCAUAGCACUUCCUUUCUGCAUCACUGAUUUUAUCAGGUAUUUUGAAUUCCUGUUCUUCAUUUAAAUGUUCCUAAAGUAGCUGAAGGUGUACUUGGAUUUGCUUGCCAUCUGGCAGUGUGUGUGUAGAGUCAGGAAAAGUAAAAUAUAACCCUGAAAGCAGGACAAUUCCAGCCUGUGRGAAAUGGAUACUCCGUGUUCAAGCCUACACAUUUACCAUGGAGACUAGUUGAUUUGAAUUUGAUGCUUUCAUUAAGUUCACAGASAAGCUGCUGAGAUCUGAGAGUGUAAGGAGCAGAACCUGUAAAUCAUGGUAGUGUUGAAAUGUCCAGUGUAAGCUUUGUAAUGGAACAGUGGGCUGCAGUGCCCCAGGAUUGAGCACUUAUUAAUUGUUUGGAGCAGUGACCUUCUUCCAUCCUGCUCUGCAGACUGCAGCACAGCCUUACCCUGAAAAUAAUGAAACACACUCCAGCUAAAACCUCGUGAUUGAACUUUGUGUCCAGCCAGACCUCUAACACCUCUCAGCUGACCUUGGGCUUUGUGCUUUCCCUGAGCACCCGUGUGGGGAUGGCAGCCCAGUGCARUGGGGUGGGAGAUGUGCAAUCUCCYGGUUCUGUGGGGCCAGUGCUGUGUUUGGGGUGGUUGAUUUAAUGCUUGACCCUGAAGUGGUGGCAGUGUAUUGGGGAUUGGAUGGGGAUCUCUGGGAUCUGGCUACACUGCAGUUUGAUGAUGUCCAUUGCCAGGAAUCCAGAUUCCUCCUGCUGUUCUAAGUGCACUUCCAUGCAAUUCUGAUAAAAUGUCUAAGGAGCAAUUAGAAGCUUCCAAGCAAUUACUUUGUCAUGUUUUUGACUUUUGAAGACAAGUUACAAAUAAAGGCCAUUUAAUUUAUAAAAUCCUA